UUCAGUUAGAGAAGAGGGGAGAAGGGAGCUCUUCACAGUGCUAAUGCAAUUGCUUGAUUUAAUAAUAGAAAUUUAAAUGCUACUUGGUAUUUAUUAUACACUAUGAAUGGAAAAAAAGGAAAGAUGCUCUUCAGUCUCCCAGGGAACCCACUUUCUUUCUCAUCAGCCAGACAGUCUGUGGAGUUUAAAAAUGUCAAAAGUAGUUUGCCAGUCUUUGAUGUCUUCCGGCUUCAGGUGGUUUGUAUGAGAUUGGUAACUACUACAACUUCCACUUUGCCAGACAUAUACAAAACACUUUUUGACUAGGGAACACGUGCACAUGACACUUCAGAACAAUUUCUUUUUACUAAAAUGGUACAGGUGCUGCUUUGAUUCUACAUUUUUGAAGAGUCACUCCAGAAAGGAUGGUGAUGCUGAAAAAGAAGAAUCACUUAAUUUAUUUGUAUUCGCUCCCUAUAUGAAUAAAUUUUUCGUCUGAAAAUAUAGGUUGCUGUGAACAUGACCAGUUUCACAGAAUUAAUGCUUCUGUUGCAGUUUAUCUCCUGUGAAGAUCAAAUACAUUAUUAAGUCAAAUCAGUUUUAGGUUCUAUUGUAGAGAUGGGGUCUUAAGGCUCCACAUUUGCAGGACUUGCCUGGGUCUUGCCUCCAAAUUUGCAGAACCCUUAAAGCCAGCAACUAACUCAAAAUCAGAAGUCACUAUUGAGGGGCUUCUCAAUAGUAGGCCACAAGUGUCAUGUAAUCUGCUGUCUUCUAUACAAAAUUUUUAUUGUUAAACUUCACCACUAUCAAAAUAAAAUGUUUAUUUUGUGACAGUGACAACCUCUUUGUCUUCUGAUCAAGUAGAAGACAUUCUGUGUCUUGCUAUUCUUUUAGCCCUCCUAGAGACUGACACAGAUUUUUUCUGGUAUCUCAAAAGACUCUGCGUAUCACUUCACUAAUAGACCAAACCUCAAAUUUUGAAAAGCUACCUGAACAUGAAUGCAAGAUUCACUUACACAUUGUGCUUGUAAUUAACAAGUUUGAUUAUCUAAUGACACAGGGAUACUAUGUACUCAUCUAGGUUAACCAGGAAACUGAGACAAGUAACCAAAAUUGUCCCUUAAGUACAAACCUUCCUCCCUAGUUUUUAAUACCUUUCUUUUCAUUGUGUACAGAAUCCCUAACUUCAAUAGUAUGAUAAUAUGUUGAUAGAGAAAUGUGAAUUGGGAAGUUGAUUAAGGCAAAAAGUUUAAAGAAACUACUUACUUUGGUCUCAAGGCAAAGGGAAAACCUUUAGUAAUCCAUAGCCAAAAUUUUAGAAGUCCAUAAUUAGCUACGCAUUAAAGGGCAGUUUUGUCACAAAGGUGAGCUGGAAUUAAGAAUCAAAGCAGCUGCACUCCUAAAAUAUCUUUAUGUAUAUUCAUUCUUGUCUGGAGAAACACAAAAGUGCCCUCCUCUCUUCUCCUUCAUGUUACAAGUUCAUCUUUCUUUUAGCCCAUUAUUUUUUUUUAUUUUAGCACAUAUGUGUGUAUAUGCAUAUAUACACAUAUGUAUAUCGUCUAUAUUACACUGUUUUAAUUUGCUAUAAACCAGGCUUCAAAGUCCCAACUCUCCUUUUGUGCUCUGUGUUCAGAAACCUCCCAUCGCUGCAAGUAAGGGUGCAAACCUGAGCUGGUGCAGCAACUCCCAUUGCUUUGGUUUCACCCGUUUUGAAACACAUCCUGUGCCCUCCUUCUCCUGUGUGCUUCAUGUCUGUUACCCACAGCACUCUCUUCUUUCUCCUUUGUAUCCCCUUUCCAGAGGAUUCAGCAAAACCUGCACUGACUUUUUCUUCCAGUUGCAUUUAUUUUUCCCUUCCCUAUCCUGUCUGCUAGAUUUUUAUUAGCUGCUAAAUAAAGCUGUGAGUUGUUCAGGGCCAGGUCUAUCUUUGCUUUCCAUGGACCUUCAGUGUGUUCUGAGGUCAGAGCCUGCUAUUCUGAUUUUGGCAUGUGCAGGAUGUAAGCUGAGAACAAGGAGUUCUUCAAGCUUGUGGAAAUUCUCUUUCCUUUUCCUAAUCUGGGUGCUUUUGAGAGUGUCAGCAAUGCUUGUUUGCUAAGGAACACUGCCAGCUCUUUCAGCCACCCUGGUGGGGCUGGCCUGGCUCCAAGCAGCCUGGAUGAGGUCAUGAGCUCUGGAGUGACUGGAUUCAGCGUCUUACCUCUAUGGAAACAGAGUCUCACAAUAGGAGAAGCAACAAACAGACAGCAGGAAGAAAAUACCUGGUGGUCCAUGGCUUAUGAGACAGGACCAGGAAUGGCUGACUUCACAGGUGAGCCAGAGACAGGCAAAGAAGUGGAAGAUCUGACAAAAAGCUUGGAGGAACUCUGAGACUCUAAGGAGCAGAGUGAGGAGGUGCUGCUGCUUUCACACCUAGAACACCAUCAUCAUCUUGUCUCUAUACUGAAGAAGAAAGUUGAUGACACACACAAACACUGCAGAGACCUGGAGCAGCUCAACAUAGAGCUGGAGAAACUGAGGGGAGAGGAUGCUGUGAAAAUUAAAACCCAGACCCAGUGUAUUCAGUAUUUGGAGGAUAUAUAUCUGGUCAAAAACCAUGAAAAUAUGAUCAAGUUCAAAAAUGAACACAAAAACCAGCACAUGCAGCUGUGGGAGGAGAGCAAGCGCCUGUGGCAGGACAGGGAAGCACUCUUCAGCCAGGCUCUGAGGAAAAGGAAGCUACUGGCAACCCAGGCCAGAAAGCUCUCACAGCAGUUCUGCUCCUUGCAGGAGAAAUAUGCUUAUGAGAGUCACAGGGCCCAGGAACGAGAGAAGGAGCUGCUGGAAGCUUAGAGCCAACAAGCAGAUGCCUGUGCCCAGGAGGUGGCUGCACUGAAGCAGCUGCCACUCCUACAGGAGAGGCCACAAGCUGUUGCAAGGGCCGGGCAGGCAGAGAGUCAGCAGAGGGCUCAGGGCAGUGAGCUGCAGGCCAAGCUGGAAGACAGAGAAGACGAAAAGACAGAGCAGCUACUGAACCUGGCCAUGGAAAAGAGCAAAGCUCUGCAAGAUAAGGAGCGGGAGAUUCAGAAGCUGGAGGAGAAGCUAGAGACCAGGAAGGAAGCCAUGAAUAGAGCAGGAAGGUGCAUCAAGAGAGAGGCAGCAGCAGUAGACAAAGAUCUGAAGGUUCAAGAGCUCCAAGGACAGCUAGAAUGCACCAACCAGGCGUACAAUGAACUCCUGCUGUGCUUCAAUGCUUAUAGAAAGCACAGUAUGGAUUUGCUGACUAAAGAGAGAAUUCUGAAUGCUGAACUCCAACACUUUGUUGCAUAACUGUGGUUUUUGAUCUGUGCUCCUCUCAACAGGUGCCUCUGUGGUAACAGACCCCUGAAUUUUGUUCCUCUCCAUGGGACCAUGCUCUGGUUUCUUUAUGCCAUCCUCACCAACUUAAGCCUUCCUCCACUGACAGUUCUGUAGCCUUUUUGUCAUUACGCCAUUAUGAAAGUAAGUCACUACACUCUUAAUUCUGAACAUGGAUCAUUGAACCAGUCAAACCUGGGACAUGAAUGAUUAGGGUGGAAAACAUAAAAUAUUAAUUUGAUUUAUUUAGUGCUAACCUCUGCUGAAUCAUAGGUUGGGGGUUUUUUGUUUUGUUUUGGUUGUUUUUUUUUUUUUUUUGUGAAAACCACUUUAUUAUUCACGAUGACCAAAAGCUCAAACUCUUAGCCUUCUGUAUUUGAUUCUGCUUUGAAGUUCAACAGAGGCUGGGCAUAUAAGAGGCUCUGAGGCUCCAAGAAACAAAUCCUACCUUGCAAUAUCUCUGAAAUUCUUUAAAUUCAGGAACUUAACAGGUAAUCCAAUAAUAUCAUACAACAACUGAUUCUCAAGCAAAUUACUGUUUAUAGUUUUCUAGUAGUCUUACAGUUUUCUGCAGUCAUUUAAACCCUAUAUAAUGCCAGAGUAGUAUUUAUAUCCCCAUACAGCUCAGAAUAAAUUUCAAGUCUUUUGGGUGA
Molecule: messenger RNA, 3965 nt
Organism: Taeniopygia guttata (zebra finch)
Lineage: Eukaryota; Metazoa; Chordata; Aves; Passeriformes; Estrildidae
Source: RefSeq, a predicted model, not a curated record